AUGGCAGGAGUUGAGAAUGGACGGGAUAGAAUGCCCACUGAGAAGGGUUUGCAGUAUAAAGCAGACGUCACAGUCAAGAUAUGGAGAGAUGCCAUUCUACUUUGGAGGAGAAGGGCAAAUAAGCAUCGCCAGCUUAUAGUUGAAGACGAUGUCAACACUGUGAUGAUUAAAGAAUCCCGUAAUCAAGUACAGGAAGCCAUGGACAUGGCCAUUUCUUCUCAGGAAGAACUUGCAGCUAUAGCUCCUUCAGCAGAUCUUGAUGAUGGUGAAGAUCUACUUGAGACUAUCGAAGAUGAACAUUCUUCUUUAAUGAGAGAAACAAUGAAAGUUAUUCUCCGAUUGCAAGGUGGGACGCUUUCAUCUAAGUCAGGUUCCCGAUCAUCCAGAUGGAGAGUUCAAGACUGGGUUGAUCGUCAAGUGUCAGUUUCCCCUCGAGUUCAGAGUAUAGUUGAUGGAGGUAACAGUGCCCCUUCAAUGGAACCCACGAUUGAGAUGAACAACUCUGCUCCACCUUCGGAAAGCCCUGCAACUAAGAUUGGUCAUCUACAAGAACCAAAGUCCAGCAAUGAUGAUGUUCUCGCCAACAGUUUGAAAGAGUUGCUAUCCUUGAAUAGACUUCCUCUUCCAGAGCCUGGAAUUUUCUCAGGUAACCCUCUUGACUACACGGCAUGGAGGCGAAGCUACGAUGCAUUGAUCGAACAUCGUGGAAUUCCUAUGGCAGAGAGGUUCUACUUUCUCUUGAAAUACCUGACAGGUGAGCCGAAAUCCUUGGUAGAAGGCUACUCUAUGAUCGGCGAUGGCAGAGGUUACCUUAAUGCGAAGGAAGCAUUGGAACAGAGAUAUGGGGAUCCAUUUGUAGUUUCAAAUGCCUACAGAGACAAGCUGGAUGCUUGGCCCAAGGUUGGAUCAAGAGACUCCUUUGGACUUAGGAGAUUCGGAGACUUCCUGAAACAAUGUGACGCAGCAUCCAAGUAUGUUCCGCACCUGAAUCAUCUUGAUGACGAACGGGAAAAUCAAAACCUACUGAGGAAACUCCCUGAAUGGCUAGUCGUUAAAUGGGGAAGGAAGGUUGUUCAGUGGAGACAGGAUUGGAAAACCUUUCCACCAUUUGCCAUCUUUACAGAGUUCAUUGACGAAGAGGCAACCGUUGCUUGUGAUCCCGUCACCUCUCUUCAGUCUCUGCAGACCUCAAAGGAAAGGAAGAAGUCAACUCCUUCUCGAUCUUUGCAGACUGGAACACACAAUCACAAAGAUGGCUCUGCUGAGAAGAAAUAUCUGUCAUGUGUCUUUUGCAAGGGUCAACACCAUAUUAGUGAAUGUUCCUCAUUCAAUUCAGAAACGAUGCAGAAGAAAAGACAGACUAUUACGGACAAUGGUCUCUGCUUUGGUUGCUUGAGAAAGGGACACAUGUCAAAGAGAUGCAAGAAAAGAAAUACAUGUUCCGUAUGUAAAGGAAAGCAUCCAACUGCUCUACAUGAUGAUGAGUGGAAAGAGAAGCGACGGGAUGCUACUAACAGAGAGAGGAGCAGUAAGGAAACUCUGGAAUCAAAUUCUCAUGCUUCCCAGUCAGAUUCCAGUCAGUCUAUGAAGUCAUCGAUGAUUGUUCCGGUAUGGCUAUCACACGAGUCCAGUCGUAAGGAGAGACUAGUGUAUGCGCUGUUGGACACGCAAUCCGAUACGUCCUUCAUUCUCACACAAACCAAAGAAGCAAUGGGAAUCAAAGGCGUACAAAUACACUUAUUGCUUUCUACAAUGACGAGGACAAAUGAGAGAAUAGCUUGUGAGAAGGUGACUGGAUUGAAAGUGAAGGCUUACUACAACUCCGAGAAGGAUGUUGAAAUUGGACUCUUGAUCGGCUACGACUGUGCCAAGGCUCUAGCUCCUCGUGCUGUCAUCCACUCUCCUGACGAAAGAGGACCCUAUGCAGUCCAGACAGACCUAGGAUGGAGCAUUGUUGGGACGGUGAACGCAGGUUAUGUUGAAAGUCACGAUGAUCCCAUUGGUGUGAGCCAUCGUACAACUGUACGGAUGGUGCCUGAGGAGGUACAGUUGAAAGGUCAUCGCUCAGAAGUGAUCUUCACGCAUCCAGCUACUACGAAGGAAGAGAUCACCCCUCUUCAUGUUGUCCAACUUCUCGAAGCUGACUUCACUCCUGAUAAGAAGCAGAAACCCUAUUCCCAGAAUGAUUUGAAGUUUGUUAAGCUAAUGGAGAAGGAGAUUCACGUUUCAGAGAGUGGACACUACGAGAUGCCCCUUCCCUUCAAGGAGGAAGAGGUACCUGUACUGCCUAACAACAAGUUUGUUGCUGCCAAACGUUUGAACCACCUGAAGAAAAAGUUUGAAAAUGAUGCCACCUACUAUGACCAAUACCUACAACAGAUGAACAAUCUCCUUGAAAAGAAGUAUGCAGAGAAGGUGUCCGAACCAGGUGAACCAGGCAAGCUAUGGUAUAUUCCACAUCAUGGAGUACAGCAACCAAAGAAACUGAGGGUGGUGUUCGAUUGCAGUUCACAGUUCAAAGGAGAGUGUUUGAACUCUCAUCUUCUCACUGGCCCUGAUUUGACCAAUGCACUUGCUGGAGUACUGUGCAGAUUCAGAAAAGAGAAGGUAGCCUUCAUGUGUGACAUCAAAGAAAUGUUUCAUCAGUUUCAUGUCAACAAAGAGUACCGUGACUACCUGCGCUUCCUCUGGUGGCCAGACGGAGACUAUCGUCGAGAGCCUACUGACUUCAGAAUGAAUGUGCACCUCUUUGGAGCUGCCUCUUCGCCCGGGUGCGCAAAUUUUGGAUUGAAGCAGAUAGCAACCGACAUGGCAGAUGAAAUAAGUCAAGAUGCAGCCAAGUUCAUCCAACGAGACUUUUACGUCGAUGAUGGGCUUAAGGCAGUAGAAACAGAAGAGGCCAUCGAUCUGAUCUCAAAGACCAAGAAGAUAUGUGGACAUGGUGGUCUUCAUGUUCACAAAGUUGUCUCCAACUCAAGGAAAGUGCUAGAUUCAGUUCCAAAGGAAGAUAGAGCUAAAGAAGUGAAAGAAUUGAAUCUUCUACUCGAUCACCUGCCUGUCGAGAAAGCUUUAGGGGUGCAAUGGUGUGUCGAGUCUGAUACUUUCCGCUUUAGGGUGACCUUCCAAGACAAGCCUUUGACUAGGAGAGGUGUGCUGUCAACCGUGAUGUCCGUGUACGACCCUCUUGGAUUGUUAGCCCCCUUGCUGCUUCCUGGCAAGAUAAUACUUCAGGAUCUAUGUAGAACUUCUGCCGCUUGGGACGACCCCCUUCCAGACCUACUUCAAGACAGGUGGAAUAAGUGGAAAACAGACAUUCUCCAACUCGAAAGGGUCUCCAUUGACAGGUGUUACAAGCCGGAAGACUUUGGGGAAGUCAAGAAUGUCGAGUUACACCACUUCUGUGAUGCGAGCAACCUUGGUUAUGGUCAUUGUACUUACCUGAGAAUGAUUAAUGGAAGGGGAGAAGUACAUUGUACGCUUGUGUUGGGCAAAUCCAGAGUGUCACCAAUCAAGACAGUCACAGUACCAAGGCUGGAACUGACUGCAGCUGUUCUGUCAGUGAAGAUGAGCGCCUUUCUUCAAGCUGAGCUAGACCUCAAAAUUGAUAGGGAGGUCUUUUGGACUGAUAGCCGAGUGGUGCUAGGCUAUAUCAAGAACGAGACAAGGCGUUAUCAUGUCUUUGUUGCAAAUAGAGUCCGCCAAAUUAGAGAUGAAUCAUCACCCAAUCAAUGGAGGCACGUCAGCACUCAAGAUAAUCCAGCUGAUGCCCCAUCAAGAGGACUCACGGUCGAUCAGCUUGAAGCAUCAAAGUGGUUCAUGGGUCCAGACUUCAUUUGGGAAAACGAAAUUCCGGAAGAAACUGAGGAAGAAGCUACAGUCAUUCCUAAAGAUCCUGAAGUGAAAAGCAACACCCAUGCCUCAGUAAAAGGGGUAGAUGAGCUCGAGUUAAAGCGAUUUGAUCACCUCUCUAGUUGGUAUCGAGCGAAGAGAGCUGUGGCGAACUGCCUCCGUCUCAAAUCAUACCUACAGAAAUGCUGCCAAGCAAGAGGAGAUGGGAAUGACGUCAAGAAAGUUGUGAUGGAACCUCUGACUACUGAAUGA
Molecule: messenger RNA, 4101 nt
Organism: Lytechinus variegatus (green sea urchin)
Lineage: Eukaryota; Metazoa; Echinodermata; Echinoidea; Temnopleuroida; Toxopneustidae
Exons: 2
Coding region: 1-4101 (1366 amino acids)
Molecular function (GO): zinc ion binding; nucleic acid binding
Source: RefSeq, a predicted model, not a curated record